Messenger RNA from Spinacia oleracea (spinach), 1492 nucleotides. Its product is annotated as protein DOWNY MILDEW RESISTANCE 6. The record is from RefSeq and is a predicted model, not a curated record. Bases 60 to 1088 code for a protein of 342 amino acids. The transcript is spliced from 4 exons. Lineage: Eukaryota; Viridiplantae; Streptophyta; Magnoliopsida; Caryophyllales; Amaranthaceae.
GUAAGAAUGGUUCUUCCUCCCAUUUCACACCAUUUUUUCGAGUUUUCGAAGCGAAAUUAAUGGAGAAAAAGAUAGUUUCAAGCUGGUUUAAUGGAAAAUCAUUGCCUAAAAAUUAUAUAAUUCCUCCAGAAAAAAGACCUGGAAAUAUUUAUUUUCCUACAUGCCAAAUUCCAGUUAUUGAUCUCUCCAAAACAAAUGGUAAUGAUCGAGCAAUGAUUGUCGAGCAAAUUAUGGAGGCUGGCAAAAAAUAUGGCUUCUUUCAGGUGAUUAACCAUGGAGUUGCGAAAGAAGUAAUGGAAGAUGCAAGAAAGAUGUUUAGGGAGUUUUUCGAGUUACCUUUUGAAAAGAAAUCACACUUAUAUUCUGAGGAAAAUAAUGUAAAGUGUAGACUCUAUACAAGUAGUUUUGAUUAUGCAAAUGAAGAUAUUCACUAUUGGAGAGAUUGUUUGAAACAUAAUUGUACUCCUUUUAAAGAAUGCAUCGAUCAUUGGCCCCAAAACCCUCCUCGAUACAGGGAGGUGGUAGAGAAGUAUUCAACACAAGUUAAAGAUCUAGGGUCAAGAAUUCUAGACCUAAUAAGUGAAGGUUUAGAGAUCGAAUCUGAUUUUUUUGAGAACGGUUAUAAUGAGGAGACGUUCUUAUCAGUAAACCAUUAUCCACCAUGUCCUGAUCCAAGAUUAACAUUAGGAUUACCAAAACAUUGUGAUCCUAAUAUAAUUACUCUACUUCUUCAAGAUAAUACUCCUGGUCUUCAAGUUUGUGUUGAUAAUAAAUGGCUUCUUGUUGAGCCUUGUUCGAAUGCUUUUGUGGUUAACAUGGGCUACCAAAUGCAGAUAAUUAGUAAUGGAAAGCUAAAAAGUGCAGAACAUAGAGUGGUGACAAAUGCAGAUAAGGCAAGGACUACAGCAGCAUUCUUUAUUUUGCCAUCAAAGAAUUGCAUAAUUCAACCCGCCAAAGCUCUUGUUAAAACGGGCGACCCGCCCAUUUACAAGCAAUUUCAGUACGCUGAGUUUAUUGAGAACUUCAAAGCCCACACAAAUUGUGAACCCGAAAAGGUUUUGGAUCUAUACAAAAUAAAGAACAAUUAAGCCCUAGUAAUUUAGAUUAUAAUAUAAUUGAGAAAAGAACAUGAUUAAUUAUUGACUCAUUAGCAACAAACAUGUAUUUUGGUCAGUUUUAUCAUGAAAGAUGCAUUAUUAUAAUAAGUUCAGCCUAAUUUGUGAUCAAUUGAGUAACCAUAUUUUAUUAGCCACCUCAUUUGUAUUUUGGGCUUGGAAAAAUUGAUCUAAAUAUUCACUAUAGAGUAUAUUUUUGGGCUUUUUUUGUUUAUGUUUAAUACCAUUAGACUUGGUUCUUGCACAGGGUAAUCCAAUGAUAUGGAGUUAGGAUCAAGUUAUAAAGGGUUUUUAUUGGACAAACUCUGAUUGGACUGGCUGUUUAUUAAACAAGUGUAGCGUCAAACUGACAACCUAAUAAUUUUGAAAAUUAAAAA